GCUGUUGCGUUCUCUUUUGUCCCUGUAUCGCCAUUGGCCGAAUCGCUGAGAUUGUUGACCAGGGAGGCACUGGUUCCUGCCAGGCGUGUUGCUGCUGGUACUGGAUCCAAGCUUUCACUCUCAGUACCCUUGGGUGCCUCUAUUCCAAGGGUUUCCGUACGAAGUUGAGGAGGAGGUACGGCCUGCCAGCAUCGCCGUGCGGAGACUGUUUAAUGCACUGGUGCUGCCCCUGCUGCGCCAUCUCCCAGGAAUACCGCGAGCUGAAGAACCGCGGCUGGGACCCGUCACUCG
Messenger RNA from Closterium sp. NIES-65, 291 nucleotides. The record is from the annotation of a GenBank genome assembly. NCBI's taxonomy places the organism in Eukaryota, Viridiplantae, Streptophyta, Zygnematophyceae, Desmidiales, Closteriaceae.